Messenger RNA from Trifolium pratense (red clover), 925 nucleotides. Its product is annotated as cyclin-dependent protein kinase inhibitor SMR6-like. Bases 205 to 549 code for a protein of 114 amino acids. The record is from RefSeq and is a predicted model, not a curated record. The transcript has a single exon. NCBI's taxonomy places the organism in Eukaryota, Viridiplantae, Streptophyta, Magnoliopsida, Fabales, Fabaceae. Gene Ontology annotation, biological process: regulation of DNA endoreduplication.
CAACAUCACACCCCCCUUUCCCACAUUUAAUACCAUAUCUUACUCUUUUUCUCUUUCAAUCUCUCAAAAAAGUCUCCUCUUUUCCCUCUUCUUCUCCUUUCCCUCUUCAAAAUUCAUUUCUUCAUAUUCCUUACUUUAUAUUUAUACAAUACAUAUAUUAAUUAUAAACCUUAGUCUUAGACAUAUUAUUUUUUUGGAUUCAACAUGGGGUAUUCUGAGAACGCACAAGUAGAAAGUGGAAUUGAGUCAGAAAAUAAUAGAAAAUGGGUUAUAGCUGGAAUUUCUUUACGUGCACCAUUGAAGCCAAUUUUCACAAUUCAUCCUACUGAGAAAGAACAACAAAAAGAAGAAGAAACAGAGGAAUGUUCAACACCAACAAAUGAAGAAUCAAAGAUUCCAACAUCAUUCACAUGUCCACCUGCUCCUAGAAAACAAAAAUCUUCUUUGAAGUGGAAUCAUCAUGGUAUUGGUAGUGGUGUUGUAAGAGAAUUUUUUAAAGCACCCGAUUUAGAAAGUGUUUUUAUACGACAUGUUGAAAGUGCUAAUUGAUUGUAGUAAGGAGAAAAAAUAUUUAAUUAAUUGUCAAUGUUUUGUUACCUAUAGUUUUUUUAGCUAGCUAGCUAUAGCUUUUGUUAUGUUGUGUACCUUAGUUAAUUUUCUAUAGUUUAUAGUACUAUGUGUUUUGUUUUCUCUAGUUGUAGAAGUUUAUGCGUCAAAAAAAAAAGUUGUAGAAUUGAAGUAUAAGGAUUAGGACUGUUUUGUAUAGAAUGGUCUCAAAAUGAAGAAAAUUGUUUGUAUGCUAGCUUGAAUCUUGAUCUUUUUUGAGCUUUCUCUUUUUUAUUAUCAUGAAGAAAAUUGUUUGUAAGCUGAAAGCGACUUUCAGGACUGCCCGUCCAACAAUAAAAUCUCCUAUCCUUAUUUUAAA